This is a messenger RNA of Peromyscus californicus insignis, 12991 nucleotides long. RefSeq names its product chromosome unknown C9orf85 homolog (gene CUNH9orf85). The coding region runs from base 122 to 370 and encodes 82 amino acids. The record is from RefSeq and is a predicted model, not a curated record. The transcript has 3 exons. NCBI's taxonomy places the organism in Eukaryota, Metazoa, Chordata, Mammalia, Rodentia, Cricetidae.
GGACGGAAGGAGUUGAACUUCUUCCGGGUCACUGUGGAGAGGCUCAACUUGGGGCGGGAGUUUCUUUCCGCUUCCCUGUAACAUUAAGGCUGCACCGACUUAAGGUGCUUGUGAAUUUGUGAUGAGUUCCCAGAAAGGCAACGUGGCUCGGUCCAGGCCUCAGAAGCACCAGAAUACGUUCACCUUCAAAAAUGACAAGUUCGAUAAGAGUGUUCAGACCAAGAAAAUUAAUGCCAAACUUCAUGAUGGAGUGUGUCAGCGCUGCAAAGAAGUUCUUGAGUGGCGUGUAAAAUACAGCAAGUACAAACCAUUGUCAAAGCCUAAGAAGUGUGUGACAUUCAGUCCACUUCCUGUUGCCUGCAAGAUGUAGGACUCUCAGCUUCUUCUCCAGCACCACGUCUGCCUGCACACCACUGUGUCCCAACAUGAUGUUAAUGGACUGAACCUCUGAACUGUAAGCCACCCAAUUAAAUGUUUGCUUUAUAAGAGUUGCUGUGGUCCUGAUAUCCCUUCACAACAGUAGAAACCCUAACUCAGACAGUAGUGCACCUUCUUUCUGUAUCAGGAACCUGUGUUAACACAGUGGACCCUGUAGUCUGAGCCAGACAGGGUCUCACCCUCCUGAGACUUCACUGAUCAUGCCCAAAGUGGCUUAUGUUUUAGCUAGGGAGUAUCUCACCAGGGCAUCAGGAGUGGGGAAGCACGCAUAGCCCUGAAGUCUGAACAAAAGUCUCCUUUAAGCCUUUGAAGUAAUCAGUCACGCUGCAGGUGUGUGUCAGGUAUUCCACCCGGGCUGCUUCUCUCUAGCUUUAAAGCAGUGAAUGACAGGUGAGUUGCUCUAGAGGUUGACCAGGACUGUCAAUUUCCAGGGUUACUGUCAGUUGAUAAAAUCUGGUCCAGGACUCAGGAGAGAAGGGAUGCUUUUUUCUGUGCCCUUCUGUUCCUGGGCCAGGCUUCCUUGUUCUCCACAACCAACCCAUAGGACUGUUUCUGACCAUAGAACCAUGGUGGGCUAAUUUAGCCUCUCUGCCUUGUGGCAGCUCUCUGUCUCAGCUGCCCACAGUUGCCCAGUUUUAAGUACUUGCCCUCUUAAGGUGGCCCUUGGCCACUGCACUCCAAGUGAUGUAGUGUGACAAAAAAUGGGAUUCGUCUGCACCACUGACCCAUCUGCUGGAGACUGGGUUUGAGGUGUGUGAGGGCUGUUGGCUGUUCCUGGGGGCCAGGUCACACAGAUAGUUCCUGACCCACCAUCUUGCUUGCACGUGCCUUCCCUCUUAAUGGGAGGAAGUCGGAGGAGUUUGUGAUAGCCAUCUGACUCCAGUAGAGGUUAUCGCAGGGUGUUAAUUUCCAGUGAAAACUAUUUUAGCCUUUUCACAAAUCUAGAACUCCAGGUUUGGAGAUUUUGUUUACUUAAGAAUAUUUAAUAGUGGUGGGCAUGGUAGCACAUACCUUUAUUCCAGCUCUCACUGGGAAGGCCGAAGCAGGUGGAUCUCUGUGACUUCAAGGCCAACCUGGUCUUCAUAGUGAGUUCCCAGACAGCCCAUCUCAAAGAAAAAGGAUAUUUAAUAGCUGUGGAUGUUUUAAUUUUGGCUAUUUAUUUUGCAUACCUACGUGUUUCUUGAUAUUGUUAAAAAGCCUCAAGAAAGGGUCAAAACUAAAUUAGCUAUUUAGGGUUUUUUUUCCCCUGUAUUGCUUUCUCAGUACUUUUUUUUCAUUGUAAGUAUUGCUGAGUCUUUUAGAAAGUGCUAUACAUGUCUUGAUUAUUUUUUCAGUGUUUUCUUCCUGUUCUCUGGCAUAUCUGCUAAAGAAAAUCCUUCCAGUGGCUACGGGUAUAGCACAGUGGGAGAGUGUGUGCUUAGUAUGCUGACAUCCUGAAUUCAAUCCCCAGAAUUAUAAAACCAUAAACCAUCACUUAUAAACAAGCCUGUUGAAUCUUAUGCUAAGUCAUCCAAAUUGGCAGCAGGGAAAUUAAGCUGUAAGGUAGGUGGUUAGAGCAUCCAACUUUAGCUUUCCAUGAAUGGAUCAUUGUUUUCUAGGUAGCAAUUAAAAACUAGCUAUGUAGUAAGUCUUGUACUUUUAGUUAGUAAGCCAAACACAAGGUAUGUGAUUUCAGAGCAUUUCCUAUAAGGUGCCUUUCCUAUAAAAUGUGUAAGGUUUCACCACUGCUUUCCAUUUCCCCCUGACAGCUUUUCUCCCAAAGCAAUUUGAAGAAUACACAAUGGACAUUACAGUGUUGCCUUUUAGCAGACAUUGUAACAGAUGAAGUCACUUAACUGUUUCUUCUAUGUCCAUUACUUGUAUUCUAGUCUCGGUAGUCUGUGCUGUGUCCUGUGUGCUUGUCUUUGUUAGGAGCAUGCCACUAUGUGAAAGAUCACUUGCAAACUUCUCUAGAAGUGGUUAUUCCUCGUCUGUCUCAUGUGAUCCAUUGUUCUAUCAAGGGAGAUGAGAGCUAAAGAAGACUCAGGGCCUGUUGUCUAUCACACUGAAGGUCAUGUCACAACCUCAGAAUGAAGGAAAUGAGGUAUUAUAUAAAUACAAAAUACAGAUAAGUCAUUAUGGUGGUUUGAAUGUAAUUGUACCCCAUAAGCUCAUAGGGAUUGGCACUGUGGCACUGUUGGAGGUGUGGCUUUGUUGGAGUAGGUUUGGCCUUGUUGGAGGAAGUGUGCCACUGUGGGGAUGGACUUUGAGGUCUCAUAUAUGCUCAAGCCAAGUCCAGUGGGAACAGAUCACUUCCUGUUGCUUGCUGAUCAAGAUGUAAAAAUCUCAGCUCCUUCUCCAGAACCAUGUCUGCCCGCAUGCUGCUGUGUCCCAUCAUGAUGAUAAUGAACUAACUCUAAAACUGUAAGCCACCCUAUUAAGUGUUUUCCUUUAUAAGAGUUGCCGUGGUCCUGGUGUCUCUUCACAGCAAUAGAAACCCUGACUAAGACAGUCAUUAAGGGAAAUCACUAAGAAUAAGGAAGUUCAAGCAAAUGCAAAGGAAAGUAUAGCUCACAGGAGCCUGAGAAAUACUUGUCAAAGCAGAGCUCCAGGAAGACAAGGGAGGAAAAGCCUUUUUCAUCUGCCCUUCUGGAUCUUAGCUAGGAUUCAGUAUCUAAAGCAGAACAAGACCCAAACCUGCAAAUGUAAUUGAUACACAUUUUAUAUAGCAUGGCAACCUUCAUAAGGAAAUGAAGAAAUGGUUAAGUCCAAGCUAGGCCUACACUUGGAAACCCUGCACUUGGGAAGCUGAGGCAAGAGGAUCACAAGUUCAAGGCCAACCUAAAAUACACAGGGAGUUCUAGGCCAGCUUGUGAUACAUAGUUCAGUCCUCUCUCCAGAAACGAAGAAGGAAAGGGGGAGGGAAAAGGAAGAAGAGGAUUAAACAGGAGUGUUUCACACCAGGUAUGCUGAAAUGUGGGAAGCCAUGGGGGGAUGUAAUAGAACAAAGCAGUGUAGCAGUGAGUCAUAAGCCGGUGGGCAGGGGUGGCCUGUCGUGGUAGUGUGUGGCUUAUGUGUUCAGUUCCUCCUGUCUCUGUCUUUGGACAUAAGGAUGUGCUGCCUUUUAGGUAUCAGCAGGAUUUUUCACAUAAGGGCCUUCCUAUACCUGCUGUAACUUGGAUUAUGGAAGUUUAAGAUAGUCCUUAAUCCAAGGCACCUUUUUGGUUAGAAUGUUUUAAAUUCUUGUAAUCUAAAAGCAUUACUCAUGGGGUCAACUGUCUAGUCUUAGAACACCAUGAGUUUCUGAUUAUACUGACAUGUGGCACAUUAGGCAUUUCACAGUCCAGUCCGUGACUGUAGUGUUGUAGGAAUAUACUUCACCCGUAUCUGCUUUGUUUCACUGUGUAUUAAACUAUACCCCAUAUUGUAAGGAAUUUGAAUCUGUUGGUGAUGCUGACAGUGAAACUUAAUUUAAAAUGUUAAAUACUUUAUUCAAGCCAACCACUGAGAAAAAUUAUCCUUUGUUAAGAUUUAUAGUCCAAAUACACAGAUGUUCCUCAACUUAGAUCCUAAUUAACCCAUCGUAUAAAUGGAAGUACCUCAGCUUGAAAAUACACUGAGUGUAUCAUCAUAUCAUAUUUUCCCUUUAUGUACCUUAAAUUGCUCUGCACCUCUAGCCUAUAGUAGAGCAGAAUCAUCUAGCACAAACUAAAUCAUGAUCAAGUAUUGAAUAUCUUAAGUAAUUAGUUGAGUGCAUCCAGCUGUAGUCCAGGCCCCAGGCUGUAAUUGGCUGCCUAUUCUAUGUCAGCUUCUUCUGUAAUACUAGGACAAAGUUAAACAUGGGCUAAUGCGUUAUUACUGGUGGUUUUGCUUAAUGGAUGAAAAGAGAAAGAGAAGUAGCUUAGAAAUUCUAAUAGAAAUGUGGGUAUUUGCUUUAUAACGUGUCUAACCUGAUUCGGGGAAAGGUUGCUUGGUGGGUGGUCCUGGUGCUAUGACAUUCUCAUGAGUACACAUGUACACAGGUGUUCUCUCUCUCUCUCUCUCUCUCUCUUAAUAAUUAAAUAUUUUAAAGUUUUGUUUUUUUUAAAUUUUACAAGAAUGUUGCUUGGUUACCUGAAACAAAAGGCAUUUCACAAUCUAAAAGUAAAACCUAUUUGUCUUUCUAUAAAUACACAUAUUUAAAAAGAAAUGCACAGGGUGGUUCUAAGCAGAAUAUGUUAAACUACAAGUACAUGCAGUUCACAGUUCCAGACUAUUUCAAUAAACAAGAUUGGUGACAUUUGAAGAUUUAAUGACGCCCCAAGCUUUUGUUGAGUGGAGGGAAGGGACCUUUGGAAGGUUUAGUGCUGGGCUGUGAGAGAACAGGGAAAUAGGGCUUUGGGAUUAGGUGAAUUUGCAUUUGAAUCUAAACUCCCUGUGCUUUACUUUGUCUUGAGUUAAACAUAUAAUCCCCCUGGCCCAGGGCAUUUAAAAAACAGAAUUCAUUUCAUUUCUGGCCUUCUUGUACCUCUUGAGAAAGGGGCAAAAUCUUUUAACCGUUAAUGUAAAUUUAAAAGGUGUCAAAAUUUCUUGACACCCUUUAGAACAAUUACUUUAUAAGAUCUCUUGGCCUUACUUCAUACUUAAUUGCAUUGGAUAAAUUUUACAAUUCCUUUUAAAGUUAUUGUUGUACCUCAUCUCAGCUGUUCGCAGACAUGUCUGUUGGACCAGAGAUGGAUAAUCCUGUGGUUUAACAAAUAAAGAGCGGCUGGAGAGAUGGCUCCAUGGUUAAGAGUCCUUAGUGCUCUUGCAGAGGACCUGGGUUCCAUUCCCAGGACCCAUGCAAUGGCUCAUGCACCUGUAAUUCCAGUUGUGCUGGGAUGUGAUAGCCUCUUGUGGGUUCUGUGGGCUCCAGCAGCUCAUCAUGUCAGCUCACACGCUUUACACAUAAAUGGAAAGUGAAAACGAAAAAGAUUAUAGGGUUAAUCCUCUUGUUUUGAGGAGUUGAUCUGUCUGCUGCAGUGUUAAGAAUAGGGGAUGGCGGGGCGGGAGGAGGCUUCUAUAAGGCAGGAGAAGCCAAAACAAAUCAUAUUUGGAAGACAUUGAGAGAGAGAGCAUGAGUUGCUGCCAAGAACUUCAUGCCACCAUAUUCUUGGGACCUGUGCCUUCCCUUUAGUUUGGUCUUUUGAGACAGAUUUGCCUUGAACCUCUGAUCUCCUCCCCACUCCUAGGUGUUGGGGUCACAGAGGUGGGGUGCCACACCAGGAGCUCUUCCUUUCUAAUCAGAUUCUAACACUAAGACCUUAAUUGUACUCUAUAGACUAAUCCCUAUGUUUCUUCUGAUUAGUGAAUUAGUUUCAAUUUUUCUGAAAUAGGGUCUCACUAUGUAGCUCAGGCUAGUUUGGAAGUCCUUAUAUAUCCCAGACUAGUCUUAAAUACGUGAUCCUUCUCCCACAGCCUCAGUCAAUCAUCAUGCUUUUAAAAGGAAACCAGUGCAGAACACAGCUCUUACUCCAACAGAAAUAAGAGAUAGUCUUUUUUCUGAGCUAAAUAUGAGUGCCUGUAGCUAAGGACUUAGACUCGAGUUGCCCUGUAUGGCAUGUUCCCCCAUGGAAGUGUUUACAUUAACUUUAUAGUCACAGAACAAAAGAAGGAAAUCAAGACACUUCCAAAUCCACUGGUGAGGACAGUGAGUAGGCAGCUGCCUUGAGGCAGGGGUCCCUUCUAUAGGUCUCAUGAUAGCUGAGCACACUCCUAGCCUUUGGGGUGGUGGAAACUAGUGGUCUAUCAAGUUAAUACCUUCCAAAGGUUUUACCUGACAGUCAAAGGACAUUAAGUCAGAUACAGAGGUGAGUGGCAGUGGCUGUUGACUAGGUAUCUUCAGGUAAUUUUGGCUAUGUCAGUUAAUCCUCCAACUCUCCACAAUUCCCCAGUUCUAAAUGUGGUGGUGUGAGCCUGUCCUCCCAGGGAAGGAAGAUAGCUUGAGCCCAGGAGUUUGGGAACAGCCUGGUCGAAAACCACAAAAGAGAACGAACAGGAAAGAGUAGCACUGCCCUCGUUUUUCAGAGGAAACAAGUCAUUGGUUCGCAGAGAACAUGGUAAUUAGUGCCAGUGCCUUGCUUGUCUGGCUCCGAUACUGCAUUCAGUACCAGCCCAUUGGCACUAACUAAUUACAUGUGUUGGCUGAGCAGACACUACUGCAAUACUGGUCUUUCUGAUGCUGUAACUCUGUAUAGAUAGGCAACUUCCAUAGCACCGAAGGCUCUUUCCCUUCUGUUCUUAGAGCUGGAUGAAUGACGGGUGCCAUUGAUCAGUGCAAGCUACCCCUCAUUCUCUGUGUAAUUGUAAAGUGCAUAAUUCAGGUGGCAAAAAUUGGAUGUGUAUGUGCUUAUGGCCUUAGGACUGGCUUUGUUUUAUUUUUACCAAUUAAAUGUAACACUUGGGUUAUUUGUCCAGUUUGUAAUUUCUGUUUUUACAUUAGGGUCUUAGACCAAGUGGGACAAAAUAAAUAAAAAUACAUUUACUAUUUAGGCUUGGGAAAUGAUGUAUCCUCUAAAAUUAGAAAUUAUUUUCAGUUGAUGGGUAAUCAUAAGAAUUAUUUCAGUAAUUCUUUAUAGAGAAUUGUCAGGAAACUGACACAGUUUGGGGAAGGAGGGAAAAGAGAAAUGAAAAGAUCUCGAAUAUUUAGGGCUAGCCUACCUAAAGAGGUUGUCUUAGUCAGUGCAUAUCUAUUGCUGUGAACAAACACCACAUCACAGUUCAUCAUUGAAGGAAGUCAGGACAGGAACUCAAACAAGAACCUGGAGGCAGGAGCUGAUCUGAUUCAGAGGCCAUGGAUGGGUGCUACUUAGUGGCUUGCUCCUAAUGGCUUGCUCAGGCUGCUUUCUUAUAGAACCCAGGACUACCAGUCCAAGGAUAGCACUCCUCACAAUAGGUUGGGCCCUCCUCUAUCUAUCACUGAUUAAGAAAAUGUCAUACAGUCUACCUACAGCCUAAUCUUAUGGAAGGAUGUUCUUAAUUGAGGUUCCCUCCUCUCAGAUGACAUUAGCUUGUAUCAAAUUGACAUAAAACCAUCCAGUACAGAGGUCAUUAAUAUCCUUAUAUUAAACAUAGUAUCCUUUCAAAACUGUCUUAGGAGUGGAGCCUGCUGGCACACACUUGUAAUCCCAGCACUUUGGAGGUAAAGACAGGAGAAUCAGGAGUUGAAGGUCGUUCUUGGCUGCAUUGUGAGUUUGAGGCCAGCCCAGGCUACAUGAGACCUGGUCUGAAAGCAAAACAGAAAACAAAACUAUGACAUCACUGCAUUUUAGUACCCACCCCUUAAAGGCACCUCUUAGAAAACCAUGACUUAUGUGAACAAGUUUUAUUUAACUAUAAGAACCAAGAGUUUCUAUCAGCAAGAACUCUAAAGAUAUGGGUCCCCAGGCAGUUUUUGAGCAGAUGGCUAGAAGUGGUAGUUAUUAGUAAAAGGGGAGACUUAUUUAUUUGUUGGUGGUGUUUACCGGGCUCAAGAGAACACGAGGUACAAUAGAACCCAUUAUAAGAGUUUUUAUUAGGGAAGGGAAAGUAUAGUCAUGAGUAGGCCUAUCGGAGGGGAAACUGUGGGCCUUCUAGCUACACCAUGCAUGCGCAUAGAUUAUGUGACCUCCUGAGCUCAGAUUAUGUAGUAAGGCUCUGGAGUGACUAAGCAUUUUGCCUGACCACUGACAGCGAAUGCAAGGUCAUGUGACUCUAGAAGUGGCUAGGAAUAAUAACAGAGACCCUGGGCUUACAACAUGACUGCAGAGGAGUAAUACAGUAAGAACAGGAGAGAAAGUUCAGAAAAGUCAUGAAAUCUGACUGGGGGAGUGGUGUGGCUGAUGCUUACAGGAAACCUUGUAGAGAGUAGCCUGGGAAAGAGGGAAGAAGAGCAGAGCCGCUCCCACCCCUCCAUCCCUCACAAACAGUGCAGGUGACCACCAGCUGCUUUAGGUCUGUCUCACAGCUCCUAGUAAAUUCAUUAGUUCUGUUUUUUUGCUGUCUGCUUAUUUGCUAAGACAAUGUCUCAUGGUGCCCUUUAGACUGCCCUUGGACUCACUCCUGCCACCUCAGCUUACCCAGGGCUGGGAUGACAGAUGUACCACCAGGCAUCUACUUCUUGCCAUUCUAUCACUUUGGUGGUCUAUGAAUAUGAAUAAUAUUAUAUGCAAUAAGAGGUUUUGGUUGACUUCAAAUAUAUAUGUAACAAAGAGAAAACUAGACUUAAAAGUUUGGUUUUAUUGUUCAAUUUCUGACAUCAAAAAUACUGCAUCAUCUUUUUUAUUUUUAUUCUUUCAUCAAAAUAAACAUCUAUCACCAUUUAUGUAAGUAUUCCAUGGCCCAGCUCUGCCAGUCCCUCGCCUGGAAAGCAUGUGAAAUAAGUUAUACAGCAUGACUGUUGUGGAAUAUUAGUUAAAGAUGUGUUACAUCCUUUUAUGCUGCAGGACAUUUGUUUAAUGAUGCAAAGAUGUGCUGCUUUUUUUGUGUUACAUUUUUAAAAAGAUUUAUUUAUUUAUUAUGUAUACAGCAUGACUGCAGGCCAGAAGAAGGCACCAGAUCUCAUUACAAAUGGUUGUGAGCCACCAUGUGGUUGCUGGGAAUUAAACUCAGGACCUCUGGAAGAGCAAUCAGUGCUCUUAACCUCUGAGCCAUUUUUCCAGCUCCUGUGUUACAUUUGUUUAACUCUGUAAAGCUGUGUUACUUUGCCUGUCUAAAACCCCUGAUUGUUCUAAUAAAGAGUUGAUGGCCAGUAGCUAGGCAGGAGAGAGAAAUAGGUGGGGUUGCCAGGCAGAGAGAAUAAAUCGGAGGAGAAGGGAGGAGAUUUUGAGAAAAAGGGAGGAGAGGAGGACACCAAGGGCCAGCCACCCACCCAGCCACACAACCGUCCAUGAAGUAAUAAGUGAAGAAAGGUAUAUAGAAUAAAGAAAGGUAAAAGCCCAGAAGCAAAAGGUAGACGGGAUAAUUUAAGUUAGAAAAGUUGGCUAGAAAUAAGCCAAGCUAAAGCCGGGCAUUCAUAAUUAAGAAUAAGUCUCUGUGUAUGUAUUUGGGAGCUGGGUGGUGGGCCCCCAAAGAGUAAAAAACAACUACACAUGGCCUCUCACUUCCAGCCUUUCACCAGUGAGGUGCUACUGACUGAUGAGUCACAAGAGAACUGUGUCCCUACAUUCCAUAGCAUUGAAAAUCACCAGCCCUAAACAUUUUCCAUUCUUCUGUUGAUAAGCUGCUCUUGGCCAAAGGUGAAUGUUUUGUAUUGUUUUAAGAAUUGUCAAGCCAGGCAUAGUCAUCAUGCCUUUAAUCUCAGCACUCAGGGAGGCAGAGGCAGGCAGAUCUCUGUGACUUCAAGGCUAGCCUGGUCUACAUAGUGAGUUCAAGGACAGCCAGAGACCCUAUCUCAAGAUGAUGAUGAUGAUGAUGAUGAUGAUGAUGAUGAUGAUGGUGAGACCCUAUCUCAAAAUGAUGAUGAUGGUGGUGGUGGUGAUAAUGAUGAGAGGCCCUGUCUCAAAAUGAUGAUGAUGGUGGUGGUGAUGAUGAUGGUGAUGAUGAUAAAUUAACCUACUCCAGGCUAUUAUUGCAGUAAGGGGAAGUAGUACCUGUCUAUUUAGUCUGGAGUGUAUUGUAGCAGGAAUCUUAAAAGUUGUUAUUAAUAAAACAAACCUGUAGCCAGGUAUUGGGGUGAAGCUGGAUGGUCAGAGAGACAGAACAAGCCACAGCUAACCUCACCUGGCCAACUUCUCAGCUGGUCUUGUUUUCUCAGACUGGAAGCCUCUGUGUCCUCAUAUCCGAAUGGCUCUCAGCUGAACUGUGCUGUUAGAAGCCUGAAAGCUUAACCAGCCAAAUACUUAACCAGCCAAAUGCUUCUAGUUUCUGGUCUUCACGCCUUAUAUAUCUUUCUCUUUCUGCCUCACUCCCUGGGAUUAAAGGCUGCUUUCUGGGAUUAAAGGCGUGAGUCACCAUGCUUGGCUGUUUCCAGUGUGGCCUUGAACUCACAGAGAUCGAGGGAUUUCUGUCUCUGGAAUGCUAGGAUUAAAGGUGUGUGCCACCAUUUUCUAGCCUCUGUAUCUAGUGGCUGUCUGUUCUCUGACCCCAGAUAAAUUUAUUAGGGUGCACAAUAUUUUGGGGAACACUAUACCACCACAUUUGCCCUUUUUUGUCUAACAUUAAAAAAAAUUAUAACUAAUACAAGAAAAAUUAUCCAAUAAGUAUGUACAAUAUACACAGUCAAGAUUACAUUAAUGAUGUCUAGUCCAUUAACAUUUGACAGAUUCAGACAAAAAACUCCAUUAUAUAUAUUAACAAUGUCCAGUCCAGUAACAUUUGAUAAACACAGACAAAAAUUUUUCAUUACUUACCCUAUUUAAAACAAGUAGUUCCUUUUAAAAUGUAGAUUCAAUAAUUGACCUUUUUAUCUUAUCACAUCCAUAUUCUAUCUUUUUUCUUUUCAUAAUAGAUUCAGUAGUCUACCUUUUGUCAUUUUUAUAUCUUCCCCUUUUUCUUUUCAGUGUAGAUUCAGUGAUCUACCCAAUUUUCCUAUUAUUUCUUUAUCUUUUUUCUCAGAGUAGAUUCGAUGAUCUAUCUCAUAUCUAUAGUGUAUAGUCUAGAGACACCAGUAAAUGAAUUGUAACUACUACAUAAGUUUUUGGAAUAGGAAUAGGAGGUAAGUGUUUUCCUUAAAAAGUACUUAAAAAUCUAGUAGAAGCUAAUCCCAUAGUUUAGUUUUAGACUCUCCUUAUUGUAAACAACAUAGGUUGCUUAUUACCACUGGAGGGAAGUACCUGGUGAAUCUGCCAAUAUUGAGUUUCUCAUUUGCAUACCAAAGGGUGAGGCGCUGACAGUCAUUGUUUACCGAGGUGUCAGUCAUCCUGUGUGCACAUACCACAGAGGGCUAAUGAUGGCCACAGUCAGAACAUAGUAACCAGGAAACUAAGGCAGAGUUGCGAAAGCAGCAGAGGGAAAUUUGUUUCUGUAAACUACUAACCUGUUCUAUGUUUGGCCCAGUGGUUCCACUCACAGGUCAGGACAAUGGUAAGUCCUGAGGUUUUUGUUUAACUGUGAGUUUGCUGAGGCAGUGAACACAAUGUAAUUCAGAUGUCCUAGAACCCAGUACUACUGACUUGUCCUGCUCAAGUGUCAGCUGUUUGGGUACCCAUUAUGAAGAGUGAGACUCAAAAAGUUCUAGUGACUUUUAAAGGUAACAGGGAAUUGUCAAAACUGAGCUAGUCUCCCAUUCCAAAUCAUGUUCUUUUCUACUGUUGUAUUUUCAAAAUACUCGCUAGAGCUUGCCAUGAUACAUUGAAAACUCCCCGUCUGUUCCUGAUUUCAAGUAGUCAGCACUUAUUUUUUCUUUUGUGUUUUGCAUUGUAAACAAAUUAUGUUAUUUUUCAAGAUUUGUGUUACUGAUUGCUUUAUCAGUCAAUAUGGCUUAUAAGAGCAAACUGUGUUUUAAUUUAGCCAGAUUUUCCAUUUAAACUGAUUAGUUGUAAUGUGUACAUAGCCAAAAUAGCUUGAGUGGCAGUUUUCUCUCUCUCUCUCUCUCUCUCUCUCUCUCUCUCUCUCUCUCUCACACACACACACACACACACACACACACACACACACACACACACACACACACAAUAUAAAAAGGAGGGAAAACUAAGAUUAACACCUGUGAUGUUUCCUUAAUAAAAUGCAAUAAAUGCAGCAAUUUUUUUCAGGGAAAAUUAAGAAAGAUAAAUAUUUAGGUGAAUUUAAAGUUAUUCCAUACCACAAAUUUUUAUAAGGAAAAGUACUCAGGAGUGAUUAGAGAUUGAUAGCUAGUUUUAAAGAUGUUUUAAAAUACUUUAUGGGUUUUAUGCAACUUGGAAUGGAUGCCUAUUAAAGUGCUACGUAAACUAUUCUCACACUUAAGGUCCUUUGGGUUUAAAACUAAGUGUUGUAUUGAGUUUUAAAAAAAUGCAGAUGUGUUAGCUAGGGAACUCCUCUCUUGUACUCACUGCACAUGCACAAAGCCUGCAUUAUGUGUUUUGAAAGAAAGGGCACACUAGCAUUCCUCUUGGGAGAUAGAAAAUGACGACUGUAAAGAGUAUUGUCCAAGCAUACAUCACCUCUAUAGAAAGUGAAAUGCUGUUUUAAGUGAAUCUUUUCCUGUUUUCAUUCAAGGAUACCAUCCUAACAAAACUUGGUUUUCAGAAAGAAUUUAACUAAUUGCUUUCAGAUUUCAUUUUGUUCUUAGAAUUGGUCAUUGUAAUCACUACCAGGGCCAGGAAACCCCCAUUUAUUAUGAUGGAUGUCAAGAGUUCUCAAAUGUUUGUGGGCAUAAGAAUUUCUUAGAGUUUAGCAGAUUCAUGAGGCUCAUACCCAAGCUUUUAGUUCUAGGGAUCUGCAUUUAACAACUGAUGUGUAACAUGCUGAUGUGUGAUUCCUAGGAGUCACCUUUGUUGAAGCAGAUGGACUAGCUAAAGGAUCAGGACCCUUUUGGCUGCAGACUGCAAAACAAGAGAGCUAUUUUCAAGAUUUAUAUGUAAAUCUUAACAUUGAGAGUUCCCAUGAAUACAAUUUGAACCCUGCAUUAACAACUUGACUACUUAAAGAUCUGUUG